This is a messenger RNA of Cylicocyclus nassatus, 846 nucleotides long. The record is from the annotation of a GenBank genome assembly. NCBI's taxonomy places the organism in Eukaryota, Metazoa, Nematoda, Chromadorea, Rhabditida, Strongylidae.
AUGACUAUGGCACUCUCCACAGAGCACAUUUUUAGCCCGGCGCAGUUGAGUCACGCAGAUCUGGUAGCACUUGAUAACUUUAUCCACAAGGACUUCUUCGAACAGGUUCAGCUCAAAUCGAUCCACCCGCAGAAGAGACAGGAAUUCGGAGAUAGUUCAGCGCACCUUACGGCUGUGCUUAUUUCUGGCUCGAUGGAAGGACUAGUUCGGCUGACAGCAGAUGCCACCAACUAUUUGCAGGAACUAAGUCAUAGGCCGCAGCCAGGUCCAGAAGACAUCAUCAACCGCAUGGACGUGUUAUUCGAGAACAUCUAUAACAUCAACAGACGCCAUCACGAGAUCCUGAGGGAAGUCAUAUGUGGGUUGUACAUGAGACCUGAGCAGCUCCAGUCGAGACUUGAUCUCCUGGCCAAGUAUGACAUCACGUUCCGCAAGUUGGAAACUGUCACUUACGCAGCAAGCCUCAUCGUGGCACAAAUGUCACUUGUGCAUGAGUGCUAUCGAGGAGUUCUCAAAGAACAGCUGCGAGGCAGAGGUGCCCUCGACUCCACACCGCUACCACCAUCGAUUACAAUGACUCCAACUGCACCGCAACUCCCAAAGCCACGGAAGAGGAAACCUAAGCCCAAACCACAGCCGGUACAGCCAUCCCAACGUACAUCAGCACAGCCGCCACCUAGCAUCUUGCACCAGACAGUCCAGGAAUUGCUUCAGCGGCCUUCAACUUCCACAGCACACUAUCACCUGCAGAAGGCGUUUGAGUUGAUCGCUCGUCAAGAAGCGAUUUCCCCACACAGAAAAAUAGUUCAUAAGAUCCUGGAAGCCAGCCUUGCAACUUUCCGCUAA